Molecule: messenger RNA, 7360 nt
Organism: Strigops habroptila (Kakapo)
Lineage: Eukaryota; Metazoa; Chordata; Aves; Psittaciformes; Psittacidae
Gene: SPAST
Product: spastin
Exons: 17
Coding region: 175-2019 (614 amino acids)
Cellular component (GO): microtubule cytoskeleton
Molecular function (GO): ATP binding; microtubule severing ATPase activity; ATP hydrolysis activity
Source: RefSeq, a predicted model, not a curated record
UCCUAUUGUGGCUGCGGCGCGCCGGCAGCAGAGGCACGGGGCGACGGCGGGCGCUGUCUGGGAAGGACCCUGCGCACUCCUCCCCCUGGGGCCGAGCGAAAGGGGCGUCGCCGCCGCUGCCGCCAUGGCCGGUUGUUGUCAGUCCCUGGCAGCGGGUUAUGGCGACGGCGGUGAAUGAAUUCUCCGGGCGGCCGAGGGAAGAAGAAGGGCUCAGCCGGCUCCAGCUCCGCGCCUCCGGCCGCCGGGCCCUCGCCCUCCUCGCCGCCCGGGCCGGCCCCCCCCGUGCCGCCGGCGGGGGCGGCGGCGGCAGCGGCGUCCCCCCACAAGCGGAACCUGUACUACUUCUCGUACCCGCUCUUCGCCGCUUUCGCCCUGCUCCGCUUCGUCGCCUUCCAGCUCGGGCUGCUCUUCGCCUGGCUCUGCGAACGCCUCUCCUGCGGCGCCCUCAUGGCCGCCAAGGGCAGCAGGGCCGGGGCCAGCGACGCGCCUGAGCCCGGCGGGGCGCCCGAGACGGUGCGGGCCUGCCACAAGCGGGCCUUCGAGUGCAUCUCCAUGGCGCUGCGCAUCGACGAGGACGAGAGAGCAGGACAAAAGGAACAAGCUGUUGAAUGGUAUAAGAAAGGAAUUGAAGAACUGGAAAAAGGAAUAGCUGUCUUAGUAAUUGGUCAAGGUGAUCAGUGUGAACGGGCUCGACGUCUGCAGUCUAAAAUGAUGACAAAUUUGGCAAUGGCCAAGGAUCGCUUGCAGCUCUUAGAGAAGCUGCAGGCAGUUUUGCAAAUUUCCAAGCCGCAAAUGGAGGUCUAUAAUGACAGUACUAACCUGGCAUGCCGCAAUGGACAUCUCCAGUCAGAAAGUGGAGCGGUUCCAAAAAAGAAGGAUCCCUUAACACACACAAGUAAUUCCCUUCCUCGUUCAAAAACUGUUGCAAAAACUGGAUCCACAGGCCUUGCAGGUCACCAUAGAACACCUAGCUACAGUGGCAUAUCAUCAUCUUCUGUCUCUAGACCAGCACCUAAUCCUUCAGCUUCAGCUCACAAGGUUGCCCCUAAAAACAGUAGAACAAAUAAGCCUUCUACUCCUACCACUGCUCCUCGAAAAAAGAAAGACUUGAAGAUAUUUAGAAAUGUGGACAGUAAUCUUGCUAAUCUUAUCCUGAAUGAAAUUGUUGAUAGUGGGCCAGCUGUCAAAUUUGAUGAUAUUGCAGGGCAGGAACUGGCUAAACAAGCUUUGCAAGAGAUCGUUAUCCUUCCUUCUCUUAGACCUGAGUUAUUUACAGGACUGAGAGCCCCUGCACGUGGUUUAUUGCUGUUUGGCCCACCAGGAAAUGGGAAGACAAUGUUGGCCAAAGCAGUUGCUGCAGAAUCAAAUGCUACUUUCUUUAAUAUAAGUGCAGCAAGCCUAACUUCAAAAUACGUGGGUGAAGGGGAGAAACUGGUGCGUGCUCUAUUUGCAGUAGCCAGAGAACUUCAACCCUCUAUAAUAUUUAUUGAUGAAGUUGAUAGCCUUUUGUGUGAAAGACGAGAAGGUGAACAUGAUGCUAGUAGGCGUCUAAAAACAGAAUUUCUAAUAGAAUUUGAUGGUGUGCAGUGUUCUGGAGAGGACAGAAUACUUGUGAUGGGAGCAACAAACAGGCCACAGGAGCUUGAUGAUGCUGUUCUCAGACGAUUCACCAAACGGGUGUAUGUGUCGUUACCAAAUGAGGAAACAAGAUUGAUUUUGCUAAAAAAUCUUCUAAGCAAGCAAGGAAGUCCACUGACCCAAAAAGAGUUGGCACAACUAGCUAGAAUGACAGAUGGAUACUCUGGAAGUGAUUUAACUGCAUUAGCAAAGGAUGCAGCGCUGGGCCCUAUUCGAGAACUAAAACCAGAACAGGUGAAGAACAUGUCUGCCAGCGAGAUGAGGAAUAUCAAGCUAUCAGAUUUCACUGAGUCUUUGAAGAAGAUAAAGCGCAGUUUGAGCCCUCGGACCCUGGAAGCAUAUAUUCGCUGGAACAAGGACUUUGGAGAUACCACAGUGUGAAACCCUACUUGAAGUGAAACAAAGUGCUGCCUAAGGAGCAAUUGCUACAGACUACUGGAAAGCAGCCAGAGUUUACAGGACUUUACAGAUCUUUAAGUAUCUGCAUUAAAACUUGAGAUUAAGAAAAAAUUAUACAAUGUGAAAUGUGUUCAUUAAAGCCUCCUUGCCAUUUAGUGAGGAUUUACACACUGUAAGUAAGAGCACAAUAGGAUGUGAGAUAAGGUUCCUAGCAAUCCAGUUACGGUUUGAACAAUAAUAUAUGUAUUUUGUUUCAGCUAGAAGGCGCUGAUGAUAUUGAUCAUUGGAAGACCUUUUCCGUAUGUUGUGUUUGUGUGUGUGUUUUUGUUUUUAAUUUUGCCAUGACAUCUAUGUCUGGCUUUCUUCCUUCUAACUACUAACUUACAAUUGGAGGUUUGUAAACUUUGGUUCAGUUUUUGACUUUUUUUAUCCUUAAUGUGCCAAAUAAAACGAUUUCCCUUUGCAGAAAGGAAGAAUAGCAUUGGGGAAUUACAAUUAUUAAAAUGUAAAAAGCAGCUGGUCUGUUAUUAUUUGUCUUUUUAUUUAGUUGAAAUGUGACUGUGUUGUUCACAGAACAGUUUUGAAGAAGACCUUUGAUAGCAGAACAGCAAAAAACCCCAACCCUAUAAAACCAAUUCAUACUCUCUCUUUUAAAAAAAUAAUUACUAGAUAAAAAGAAAGACUAAGAAAGACAUUCAUUUACUGGCAGUAUUUUCUCUUAAUGCAUUUUGUAACACUUCCAUUGGUAGAAUGUUAGCUUAUGCUUACGGUGUACAACUUGAAGCCCAGCUGAUGUUUGAGAGUAAGUAAUGCUAAUUGUCAAGUUUCAGAAAUGAUGUGUUUCUACUCUGUAUUUUGGUCUGUUUAUGAUAAUUGAAAGUAAAAUUUCCAUUGUGAUAAUUUUUUUAAUCUCCACAUGUAAGCAUUAAAAUAUGAGGCUACAUGUUUAAUACAUAGCACACAUUAAUGUUUUUAUAGCUUUCUUAUGUUUUGGUUUAUAUAUUAAAGUACAAAACACUCAACUGAUCUGCUUUUUUAAAAAGAAACUGCAUCUUUGUACAAAUACUUGUUUUUAUUAUAUAAAUGACAAGCUAUUAAACACACUUAAGUGAUAGCCUUUAAAUACUGUAAUAAAGGAAGACAUCUUUGCCUUUACUUCUAAAGGCCUGACAUCUUGUUUACAAAUUCUGUAUGGAUUAAACACGGAUGUUGGCAAGGCAGACCACCAGUUCCUUGUUAGAACAGGUCUGUGGGGUUUUGUUGGGUUUACUUUAUUAACUUUUUUUAAAGACAACUCUCCCAACUUAGUGAUACUACAAAAAUGCAUAUUGUUUAGAGUUGUUUUAACUAAACUGAGUUAUAAGCUUUGUUUGCUUUUGGUCUUAACAGAAAAUUUUGUCUUAAUUCUUCAUUUAACUUAUUUUUUAUUGUUAAGAGUAAGUCAAAUAUUUCUUUGACUACUCACCUGAAAGUUGACUAAAAAUAAUAUAAUAUAUAUAUAUGAAAACAAAUCCCUAGCUGAUAGAUGCAGUAUAAGCGUAGUAAUACCGAGAGAGGACUCUGCUCACUGCAUAGUAUUGAGUAGUAAAUAGCAGAAACUGUUGAACUUUUCAGGUGCACAGAUGCAAUGUUUGGGAUUCUCUUCUUUUGAACCAGAGGUGCUUUGGACUGAUCUUAAGAUUAAAAGCUGUUAAAAAAGAUGGUGUUCCACUAGUAUGCCUUUUGAAAUAGUCUAACCAAACCCAUUCUAGCCUUCUAAGUGUAUGACUCUCUCAAAUGUAUGUCUGAUGUAAAUGAAAUAUGUGACUCCUGUUCCCCUGACACACUUUUCCUGGAGAAGUGAGAAAUGCUAAAAGAUUUCAGUUUUAAAUCUUACAUCUUGCUUGCUUUGCAUUAGUUCUGUCUCCAGUAGACCAGCUCUGUUGUUGGAGAUUCCUGGCUGACUUGAUCCAUGUUUGUCAUAGAUUUCAUAGUGCUGCACAUGAAUAUUACUGCUUUAUUAGAAUCUGCCAAAUAGCUGAACAGCUGGGAAAGGCCCUUGGUGGUCUUCUACAUAAAGCUUGUAAACUUUCCUUGAGAUCCUUUGCAAAUGAGAAUUUUGAAAUUUGAACUCUUCUGGGUUUGAGUGUUCCUACGUAUUUAGCUUAUGCUAAAUUACCAAAUUCUGUUUUCCUCUACUUAAUUUUGAGGAAUAUACUGGUAUUUAUUUCAAAUACAUACCUGUCGGCAUGCAAUAGGUACCUGUAAUGUUGAGGUAGAGUUCCCAUCUGCUAAAAGACCACCAAUAUGCAUCACAAAGGGUCAUAAGUCAGAGCUGCUACUUCAAAAAGAAAAGGGACUAGCCCUGUCCCUUGUUUGUACAUCUAGUUCUGAUCAAGAGAAUCUGUGUGAUUGGUACCAUCCAUGGCUUUUUGAUUAUCUAUUCCACCCUGAUUAUUUUCUGCAUAAUGGAUGAACUGCAGCUCUAUAAAUUAGUGUUGGAACACAGUAAUAAUUUCGUUCCGUAACAUCAGUUUGCCCCACAGCUGCUGGCCCAUGACCAAGUGCUGUUUAGUUCAUAGAUCACCUUUAAAUGUCUGUCUUAUGCUGUCUUCUGAAUAGCGUCUUUUAAGAAUAAUUCUGUUCCCCCAAGACGUUAUCUCGCCUCUUCUGGUUUCUUGAUUUACAUGUAGUGACGAACUACCAGCUCAGUUAUUUUUACCUAGCUGUUGGAUUAACUGUGUAUAAAGGCAGAUCUGAAAAAAGAACCAACCCAAAAAUAUGCACCACCACCACCAUCCCCUCCCCAGAAAACCCUCAAUUACCUGUAUUUUAUAUUUUAUAUAAAACUUCGCAACUAUAUUUACCAUAAAAUACAGUAUCUUGAAUUAGGAUAGGAUAAGCGGGACAGCAGCUUGGAUGCUUUUAACCUUUGCAAAGAGUGGCAUUACAUCUGUUUUCUAGACUGCCUCUUUUUUUUUUUUUUUUUCUUUGUGAAUCUGCCCAUUAUUAAUGAGUGACCUGACCCACUUUCUUGCAAUGGUGGGGAAGCAGCUUGUCUGGCAGUCUGCUAGUGUGUUUUACUGACUUGAAGUGUAGCAGUUACUGGAGGGAGGGGAAAAAAAACACCCAAGCCUCCUGUUUUUUUAACAACCUUCUCUUUUUAUUAAGCAGGAAACGUACCAUCUUCUGACUUUUUGGGUGUUGGAAGAGCAUGCAGAAUGCUGCUUGGGUGGUGUUGCUGCUUUUGGUGGCAUAACAGGAAGGAAAAACUUAACUGAAGCACUGUGUGGUCCUCUUUCUCCUUAAAAUGAGAAUUUGUUGUGUGUUAUGAUGUUCCCCUUACCUAACAUUGACUUUUCUGUAGAGUGCACCAAACCUGUACAGGUUCCCCACUUGUGGCUCAGACAAGUAAACACUUUUCAGUGAACACUAAAAACAACACUGAAUAUUCAACAUAAGCCUUAAACUAGGAUAUUUAUGUACAUGUAAGUCUGUGUCCUGUUAGUUUCUUAGACUUUACACAGCUUAGGUUGUUAGAAACAAGGCAUUCUGCCCCUGAGAUGUCUUACUAACUACUUCAGAAAGUCAGUCACUAAAACAAUUUUGUUAAAUAUGGCCCUGCAACUUACUUUAUGUAGAUGAUAAAUGUGAUAGUAACACUUCAAAAUGGAGAAGAAUGGGAUCUCAAUAGAGGGAAGAAUUUGUUGUCGCUGCACUAAUUAGAGGCCAUUGCAGAUUUCACUGUUAGGAUGCUCUCAUAUGUUUUCAAAAUGACAGAUUUUAUACUUAGACAAUUAACCUUACCUUCUGGUGUAGAAUAAAUAGUUUUUCUAUUCUAAACAAGCAUUUUUUUAGCUCUUCUUGGCACUGCUGCCAAGUCCAUCUUGUGAAAUUUAAGUACUUGCACUGGGAAUGCUCGAGUGAGAUAUGCUAGCAAACUUAACUGGGAUGUCUGUUCUGCAACUGGUAUGGAAAGCAGCAUUCUUCUUGGGGCUUCCUUAACCACCCAUGUGAGAAUUUGGGCCCUAGAUUCUUACAGUGCUUUCCUACCCAAGAAAUGGAUAGUGCAUUGUUGCGCUUAAGAUGUGCUUAUCUGGCUACUCCAGUGCUUUAGUGAUGCUUGUGUGUGUGGCAGCUUUGGGAGGUGGCAAGUGCUAUGGUAGGUUGCAGAUUUUCAUUCAUUGUCUGUGGCAGUCUCAAGCUUCUGUGAUGGUUUUAGUUGUUGGGGACUUCUAUCAGAUAUCCAAAGUAGAAUGAAAAGCAUCAAGCAGGUAGUGAAUGCAACUAGUUAUCUCAGUCGUAGUGCUAAUUAGAGGCAGUUGCUGGUUUCAUUGUUGGGUUCUCUGAAGCUGCUAUUUAGUGUUGGAUGUUGUUUUACUCACCUCUGUGAAUUUUCAUGAUCUGUUGGUCAUCCCAAGAGAUGACCAAAGAAUCAGUUAUGUUCUUUUAGAGUUUUUUCUUGAAAUACUCUUUUCAGUAUUUUUUCUUUCAAAUAUCGUAACUACAAUUCCACAGGAUGAGGAAGUUAAACCGUUGCUUCCUGCAAAUACAAAAUCAUCUUCUGAAGUAUGGGGAAAUAUGCAUUGUGUUUUUCCUGCUUCUCAUGUAAAUCGUUAACUGUCUUAGAGUGGAAACUGUUUACUUGUCAAUAACUACCUCCUGAGUUCGGCAAUAAUCGGCAAGUUACACUCCAGUGGAUUAAAUAUAUUGGCUAAACACUGGGUUCUGCAGAGUUUGAUAUUUCGAUUUGCAAAUUCUUGACAUGAUGUCUGGAAACUACAGUGAUCAAUCUUGUUUUGCUGUAAGACUCUCCUCACCUUCAUAAGAUUCACCACUUAGUCCUGUUUCAGAGAAGUGGAUUUGAGGAAAAAAGUCAGCAUUCUUUGUAGCUGGUUAAUACAGGUGUAUUCUUCUAAGAGGCUAGGGGCGUAGCCUCCCAGUUCUGUGAGUUCUUUACCAUUAGGAGUGGGGAAGUAAGUACUUUAUCUAAUAGUCGCACACCUAUCAGAGGGACUGGAAAUACAGAAACUGGUUUUUGCCAUGAUUCUAAUUUUUAUUCAUGUGAAGGGCUAGCCAGUGUUUUUCAGAAAUCUGGAUUAAAGUGACAAAGACCAAAGGUGGAGACAAAAGAGUAAACCCCACCCCCAUUAAAUAUAUUGGACUCCAGUCUGGGAUGGGAUUAAUUCUUGUAUUUUGUUGUUUUGGAGCACUUUUGUUUCAUUGUUCUUUUAAUAUGUUUUCUGAAAUGUUAAACACCAUUUUAUUAAUAAGCAAUGUAAAAAAGCAUGAUGAGCAGUCACACAGCUUUAGCUUCACAAUAAAAUAUUUCAUUUGUCCCGUU